GUUAUCGAUGCAGGCUGCCAGUGCAGCAGUCUAUUGCAGCCUUUGGGUGACCUCCCUUCUCUGCAGCUGGUGGCUGUGGUUAUUUGGAGCACGUAUCGUGACUCCACCCGUGAAGGAGGCUGCGUACGGCGCAACGGAGCAAUUUGGCUGCCUGCAAAACCCUGCACAGCCGAGCUCUGGCGCCUGUUACGCGCCAAUGUAUGGCACGCUGAACGCAAGCGAUCGAUAAAAGCGCUCAAAUGUUGCUCAUAACCAAGCUGUGGCCGCUGCUGCUCGCCCCGGCCCUGGCAGCCGCCAGGAGCAGCCCUGAUUGUGGAGGCGCCGUCUCCAGUAUAGCCGACGCGUCUCUAACAAAGUGGAUCCAGGACACGGAGGCCAACGUGAGCACGGGCAGCUACCAUGUUGUUUUGGGUGGCGACCGCGCCGCGCACGCGAACGCUCUGAAAUGCGCCCUGCGGACCGCCGCGAAAGCAGCAGGAGCCCCACCAGCAGCCUUCUCUUCGAUAUUAACAAUCGACUGCGAGGGCGACGACUGCGCCGACGCGAGCUGGGAAUCCGUGGCGUCGUACCUCAAAAAAAGGAGAGGCAGGUACGGCGUCGUCGUCUUCCAAGAAAAUGCACCAUUGUGGCUCCUCAAGACGAGCGCGGCGUAUUUUUGGGGUUCCACAAGAUGCGGCCACGCGUCCAUGGACGAGGUUUUUGACUGCUCAAAAUUUGUUUGGGUGGUCUCGACAAAUUUGGCUUCUAGUGCAUUAGCGUCAGAAAGUGAAGCGGCGCUGGAUGGCUCGAAAUUAGAUAAGAGGGUGCAGGACGAAGCGCGGCGGAAGUGGCCGUCUCGCAUCGCCGGUUCACUCACACAGAAAGCCCAGAGGAGGGGCGUCUUCGUCCGAGGUGGCCUCGACGGGCCGGCGCCCUUCCUGCAACGCGUUUCUGCGUACUACAAGCAACAUAAAAAGAAGAGGGAUGCGUUGGAUCAUGUGGCCGGUCAAACGGAAGCGGUGGAUGCCGUGAGACGAGCUGUGGCCUUGGCCAAGGCUCGGACAUCACAAAAAGUCGUCCACGCGCCUCCGACGUCAUUUUACUUGUAUGGCGCCCCCGGGACGGGCAAGACGAGACUAGCGGAAGCCGCCGCCGAAGCGCUGGGCUAUCCGCUCCACAGACUGGCGAUGGAGUCCUAUGCCAGUGUCGAGGACGCGAACGCGUUGUUUGGAGCGCCACCAGGACUGCAGCAGGGCGUUUGUCUGGUGGAUUUGUUGGUGGACACGCCCCGAAGUGUCGUCGUCUUCGACGAGGUCGAAAAAGCACAUCCCUCACUCUUCAGAGAGAAAUUACAUUCAGCGUUGAGCUCGGGCACGAUGACGCAUAAAAGAGAUCAUACGAAAGUAGCGUCGCUGUCGGAAACGUUCUUCUUCUUCACGUCGAACUGCUUCGAGGAUGCCGUUGUACAAGCGUGGAACGACGGCGCGAAUGUGAGAGACGUUCUAUCUAUUGCUAUCAAUGAUGCUCCGCGGAUUCCUUGCUCGUCUACGCGCCAGAACCCCUUCGAGGACGCGUCGUUACGCUCAAGGUUGGGGAGAUCCAGGCAAUACCCGUUCGCGCCGCUCGAUCGUUCAAGUAUGGCCGUCGCCGUCGAUAGUGCGCUGGAGCGAGCAGCUUUGAGAUUUCAUGUGGAUGAUAUACUCGCGUGGUCGCCAGAACUCUCAAAUGACUACGCGUCCCGCUUUUGGGGAGACGCGCGCGCGGCGGCCCAGGCUUGCACCGACGACUUGGAGGCGGCGCUCCAUGCCGCGGGGCCGCGGCCGCGGAAGACGACGGGCGCCGUCUUCCACCUGAAGCCUGGUGCCGGUCCUUGGACGGCGGACGACGUGUCUGGUACCGAGGGUGGUGUCGGUUUAGCUUGGCUCUCUUCUGAUAAGAGUACCACAACUUCGACGGUGGCGACGAAGAAGGCUCCGGCCGUGCCACGUCUGGCUACGAAAGUCGCGACGCCCGAGAAACGGGCGGCCGUGCAGACGCAGCCCGAGACGCAACCGGAGACACAGCUAGAUGCGGCCUACGCGGCCUAUGCCGUGGCGGCCGUCGUCGCCGCCGUCGCUUUACGCAUGGUGUUGGUGGCGAUGUAUUCGGCCUUCUGGUACGUGGCCGCGUUUUCCGUUCUGGGAUUCGUCGCGGCGGCGGUCGUGCUCGGGCCCCUCGAGGCGCUGGCCGUGGCCGUGGCCGUGGCCAAAGUCACUGCGAAGGUCGCCAUGGGAGCGUGGCGGGGCCUGCGGCUGUUUCUGAGGGCCGGCGGCGUCGGGCCCGUUGUUGUUGCUUUGCUCGCUGGCGCCUAUUCGACGCGUGCUUUGUUUCAGCACCGGAGACGGCCUGUGCAGACGGCGGACAAGGGGACGAUGACGGAGCGCCGCAAGAACCGCUUCCGCGACGGGACGCCGUCGCCGCCGCCUUCUCGGGCGCGGUCGCAGUCGAGUCCUCCGCCUUCGCGUGUGGUGGAGGCGUAGUCUUUGUAAAGUUUUGUACCCUGG
Molecule: messenger RNA, 2522 nt
Organism: Pelagomonas calceolata
Lineage: Eukaryota; Pelagophyceae; Pelagomonadales; Pelagomonadaceae
Source: the annotation of a GenBank genome assembly